AUGACGCGGCGUUCACAUUUCCAGACCGGUCGCAGACCUCGAGGUUAUCCUGGCUUUCGACUAGACGAGACACGUGUCACGGGUCCAAUAUCUUUCCUCAACCCCACCGCAGCACAUUACAAACCAAUCCAGCCGUCAGAAGAGACUCGCCCUCCUCCACAAAUCGAGCGCCUCUGGCGAUCUCGCGACAACAGAAAAGGCCGACAUGCUAUCCGCGUUGAUACGGAGGCCCUGCCUCAUGAAACCGGAAUCAAAGUACCCCCACUUACGCGGUCGUUUUCAGCAGUAGCCAAGAUUAUACUCAAGAUGGUGACCUACGUCCCUUAUUGGGACGUGUCGUAUCUAGUCGCUAUGAGUUUCACUAUCGGGUCCGCAGUCUUCAUCAUCAACGGAUUCUUUGUGUGGUUACCGCUCGCAGACAGGAAGACCGAAUUCCACGGUGAAAUUGACGUUGCUGGUGGUUGGACAGGGUUCGUCGGCGCGACCAUUUUUGAAAUCGGAGGUGUCUUGCUGAUGUUGGAAGCUUUUAAUACCAAUCAUACUGGAUGCUUUGGCUGGGCGCUUCAGACUGUCGUCGAGAAAUCUGUUGAGGAGGGGUCCCCCACCAUGCAAUCAAGGAGCUUACACCGAAGUUAUCGAGGUGUGAGCAUCAUCAGGCCAAUCACAAAUCAUUUCUCCGAGAAAAACACUUUCAUCAUGGUGGCGGCAGUGUCCAUCAUCAUGCUAGUGACAGUGCCCAUCUUCAUCGGGAUGGCACAGGCUACGUUAGUUCGUCCACAGAUGGCAGGACAUUCCGGUGGAUCCCUUCGAUCUUCUUUCAUCCUCUUUGUGAGCGCAACGAUCUUCUGGAUUGGUGCAAUUGUUGGUGUGCCUGGUAUCUUUAACCACUUGAGCAAGGGAGUCCUUGAUGGCCUCUACUGGGGUACCACGACUCUUGGCGGGCUGGGGUUCACGGUGAGCUCAUACAUGUACAUGCUUGAAACGCAGUCAAGGUGGUAUAUCCCUGCUUGGCAUAUUCUAGGUUGGCACAUUGGGCUCUGGAAUCUGAUUGGCAGUGUUGGCUUUACUCUUUGUGGCGCACUGGGGCCAGCGAGUAACAACUCUGGCGCGAAUUUCCAAUCUUCCCUCGCUACAUUCUGGGGCUCGGUGGCUUUCAUGAUAGGUUCUAUGAUCCAGUGGUAUGAGAGUUUGCAGAAACACCCUGUCGAGAAAAAGUGA
Messenger RNA from Penicillium coprophilum, 1218 nucleotides. RefSeq lists its product as uncharacterized. The record is from RefSeq and is a predicted model, not a curated record. The transcript is spliced from 2 exons. Lineage: Eukaryota; Fungi; Ascomycota; Eurotiomycetes; Eurotiales; Aspergillaceae. Bases 1 to 1218 code for a protein of 405 amino acids.